Molecule: messenger RNA, 2388 nt
Organism: Colletotrichum truncatum
Lineage: Eukaryota; Fungi; Ascomycota; Sordariomycetes; Glomerellales; Glomerellaceae
Product: vacuolar sorting protein vps1
Cellular component (GO): microtubule; cytoplasm; membrane
Molecular function (GO): GTP binding; GTPase activity; microtubule binding
Source: RefSeq, a predicted model, not a curated record
AUGGUCACCACUGGAACAUCCCCCCCUUCUCCCCAGGCACUACAGUCAGAACUCGAGAAGAUGAACGUUGGUACUGAUGUCGCGGAUGACUCUAACGAUAGUUCCGACACCGAGUCACAAGCAAGCUCACUUCCUAGCUCGGUGGAUCCAUCCCCCGGCUGUGAUGACAAUCAUCGCGAGAAAGUUCGAAAUAACAACAUCCCAGAGAAUCCCUUCGAUAGCGAGAGCAGUAGGAUUCUCUUCGAUGCGAUUGAUCGCCUUCAGUCAUUUGGUGUAAGCGGGAAGCUUGAAAUACCCCAGCUGGUUAUCGUUGGAGGCCAAUCAAGCGGUAAAUCAUCCCUACUGCAAAGUUUGACCGAGAUUCCUUUUCCAGUUGGUAAAGGCUGUUGCACUCGAUUCGCCACGCGCAUUGUAUCACGUAGGACGGCGCCGGGCAGUGACAAUGUUGUCAAGAUCACCAUCACUGAGCCGGAGGUCGAAGACAUAUUUGAUUAUCCGUUCGAUGACACCUAUGAGGACUACAACUACGUGAGCGAUCACCUUGGCGUUGAAGAAUUCAAAAACAUCAUGGAAGAGGUAUCGACAAAGUACAUGGGCAUCAAAUCAGGCGAAGGCAUUGGAAAGAAAAACUUUGCAGCUGAAGUCCUUCGCAUUGAGCUUUCAGGCCCAUCACGCUCUUACUUCAGUAUCCUCGAUGUACCAGGAAUCUUCUCCUUUCCGUAUCUCGUCAACGAGAGUGAAAUGCAUGGCAUCAAAAGGAUGGUCGAAGGUUAUAUGAGACAGCCUGCCAACAUUGUGAUUUGUGUGGCCGAUGCAGUGACAGAUUUAUCAAACCAGGAGAUUUUUAAGCUCGCGGCCAGUCUUGUUGACAAGAAUCGGCUUGUUGGAGUUUUUACCAAGUGUGACAUGCUCCAUGACCCCACAGAAGUAUGCAAUGUCCCUAUUCCCACUAUAGUGGAUAUCGCGAGCGGAAAUGGUGAUCACGCCGAAAAGACGAUGCACGGUGGCUGGUUUGUCGUGCGAAAUCGAGCUGAAAAAGAUGGAGAUGAGCUCAACCCCAAAGAAGCCGAGAAUCAACUUUUCAGUCAGCCGGUUUGGAAGAAGAUCCGAGAAGACCGAAGAGGCUCCAGUAUGCUCAAGAAGCAUCUAGGAAACCUACUGUGCGCAAGAAUACGUGCAAACUUCCCUAGCCUUCAGGGAUCCAUCAGGAGGCUUCUCCUCGAUGCUCAGGCAUCGAGAAGGAAUUUCGGCGACGCCAGACCAAGCCACCAUCUUCGUCAGCAAUACCUCAGAGAUGUUGUUGAUAGAUACCAUCAUGUUGCGGUCAAAACUCUCAAGAGCCCAGGCUCACUCUCAGAGGAGGUCCUUCGUGUGAGAAGUAUAGUGCGCGAAGCCAACGAAAGCUUUACAGCAGAUAUGAGACAUAACGGCCACAGCCACCAAUUCGAAGAUGAGGAAAUUGAACCAACAGAGAAGCUCGCAAAUGCUAUGGCAGAACACUACUCCGAUAACCCUCCUAUUGUACAACAUACACCGAAAAGUCCGUCCCGCCACAAGUCUUCUCAGCCACUGCGUGGGCAGUCUGGGCCAAAAAAGCCUUUUGUUGAAGAGAUUCGGAAUCAGCUUCGCCUCUGGCAGGCAACGGAACUCCCUGGCCUCAUCAACACGGAGGUCAUUAAAGUAUUGUACAAGCAACAAUCGGAAAACUGGCAACAUAUUGCGGAAAAGCACAUCGCUACAGUAGCUAGUAGUAUUGAGACUGCGUCCAACAAAAUUCUUCAAGACGUUUGUUCUCACUCGGGCGAUUCAACGAUUCUCUUCGAAGAACUGUCAAAAGUUUUGGAUCAAUUCCAGCGGCAGACAAAAGACAAAGCUCUCAUGGAACUAAGGGAGCACUGUCGUCGAGAAAGACAAUCUCAUCUUCAGACAACUGACGUGAGGUUCCAUCAAAACCUGCAAACUUUGCGGAGCAUUCGAUUACUCAAUGCCUAUGGUUCAAUGCCAAAGAGGGAUGGGGAGUUAAGCGAUCCAAGGGCACAUCUUGGCGCAUUUUACCACCACUGUCAUCACUCCAUGGAAGACAACAUGGUGGGUGACGUUCACGAUGUCGUUAAGGUCUAUUACCAGCUAUCCAUCGAAGCUUUCAUCAGAUAUGUAACAAACGAUAUUAUCGAGGAUUUCAUAUCUUAUGCUGAAGGUCCUCUGAUGGGCCUCUCAACAGACUGGAUUUUUGGCUUAACAGAGGAAGAGGUUGAGAGGUUCGCACGAGAAGACGAUGAUACUGUGAAGAAACGAGCUCACUUCGACGGUAUAAUCGAAAAGCUUCAACUUGCCGAAGAAAUUGCGGAGAAAGCUAGAAAACAGACCCGGAGCCUGGGAGAUCUUUGA